GAUUGUGAAGUAUGUUGUGAGAAGUUCGCUCCUAAGUAUUUUAGUAAAUCCUCUGCUUGUCGCUUUUGUGUUAGCGACCGUAAGUACGACGAUUUGAAAAUGAAAUUUGACAUCCUAGAAAAACAGCACGAAUCCCAAGGAGUUUGUUGCGGCCAACAUAGUUGUGCUGCAGGCUAGCGACACUGCCCCUUCAUUGUCCAACCCGACCGAACCGACCUAUGCCCAAGUCACGAGAACUCCGAGUACCGAAGCACCUGAUGACGGUUUCAUUCCUAUAAGGAAUGGAGCCAGGCAUUCUACACCAAAAAAAAAAUGUUGCAACUCACGACCUUCAAUCGAUUUGGUAUUUUAAAGGAAAAAGUUAAUGAGGAACACGAGACCCGGUUAAUUGGCGAUUCCAUGAUCAGAGAUCAGUUGACAGAAUUUUGCGGUCGUGCUUCAUAUGAGAAACGUAAGGGCAUAUGUUUCCCUGUUAUAGGUGUAGAUGGCAUCCCUGCGGCGCGCGACGAUGUUAUGACCCGCUCAGACCAAAACUCACUGUUCGUCAUCCAUGUCGGAACGAACGACGCAAAGGCCAAUCGUUCAGAAGAAUUAAUGGAAAAGUAUCAUAGACUGAUCCGACAAUUCAAGGAAAAAAUAAACAACAUAAUGAUAUCUGGUAUCCUCCCGCGGAUGAGAGAAAGUAAUGCUUUUUACAGCAAAGCCUUCAGCACAAACAACUGACUAAAGUCAUUAUGUGAAUCGCAAUGUUCUCAAAACUACGCACUACGGGCCCAGAAUUACGCACUAAGCCUUUGUGAGUCCAGCCCUAGGUGAGCAAUGUCAUCUGAACAGACUCAACACGAUGUACAUUGAAAUGUCCAGGGGUGUCAGUGAGCACCUGGUCAGCGGGUGUAUACGUAGGUGCGGGAAGGUAAACCAGUCUUCGGGCUCACUCAGUCGGGUCUCCGCCUCCGCGGCUUGCUAUCAGGCCUCUCUGCGCACCCAGCACCUCUUCAGCUCCUUCCUCUCGCUCCUUCGCGCACGCCGGGUAGCCAACUAGCAAGUCUCUCAAAUCGCCUUCUUAAAGAAGGCUCCUUUCUUCGCAUCUAUUGCCAUCACUUGUUCUCUCGUCGUCACUGAGAUACGGCCAAGACUCAAGAUGUCUCUCCUGCAACGCGUCGUCGUUUCCGUCACCGCGGCCCUCAUCCUGGCUGUGCUCUCCGCUGAUGCAGUCGCCGAGGUGGACCGCAACUGCUUGGGCUGCCUGUGCGAGGCUUCCACCGGGUGCAAUUUCACCACCCAGUGCCAAGAGACCUACUAUGGUGCCUACUUUUGCGGGCCCUACCACAUCUCCUGGGCUUACUGGGAUGAGGCGGGCAGGCCCGUCCUGCCGCGCGACAACCCGGCGAACCUAGGAGCCUUUGAGCACUGUGCCACAGACCGGUACUGCUCUGAAAAGAUUGUCAAACAGUACAUGAACAAGUUUGGCAAGGACUGUGAUGGUGAUGGUGUAGUGAGCUGCAGAGAUUACGUAAGGAUUCAUAAAUUGGGCAAGACUUCCUGUGCCGCUCCCCUCCCCCCUGGCCGCUUCACUGCCCAGUUUGAGGAGUGUGCCGCCCGCCUCGCCGUGUUCUAG
Molecule: messenger RNA, 1618 nt
Organism: Eriocheir sinensis (Chinese mitten crab)
Lineage: Eukaryota; Metazoa; Arthropoda; Malacostraca; Decapoda; Varunidae
Product: lysozyme-like
Exons: 4
Coding region: 1142-1618 (158 amino acids)
Molecular function (GO): lysozyme activity
Source: RefSeq, a predicted model, not a curated record